This is a messenger RNA of Phytophthora sojae, 408 nucleotides long. RefSeq lists its product as hypothetical. The record is from RefSeq and is a predicted model, not a curated record. Lineage: Eukaryota; Oomycota; Peronosporomycetes; Peronosporales; Peronosporaceae. The transcript has 3 exons. Bases 1 to 408 code for a protein of 135 amino acids.
AUGGCUGGCGCAAAGAAGGGACCGAUGAAGAAGUCCGACAAGUGCAAAACGAUGAUGAUGCCGACGGAUGUUGAGCAAGCCAACGAGGGCAUGACCAAGGGCGUCGGUCGAAAAUACAUCUUCACCGAGCCUCGCCCACUUAAAGUGAGGGAGACGGACCAUGCACGUGUGCAAAAGGUGCAGCCGGCUCCCAAGAGGAAGGAGAUCCCGGUGGAUGUUGCGGUCCUUCAACGCCUCAACAUCAACAAGCCGAAGGCGAAUGAGGAUCUGCCGAAGGCAAGGGCAGGAAAGGAUCAGCCCAAGGAUGAAGAUGAGGAUGAGCCGAUGGCGGGCGACACUGCGAGCGGCAGUGAGGACGACAUUGACGAGUUCGACGGUAAGACUGUCGUGCCUGCCAACAGCGUCUAG